Messenger RNA from Ilex paraguariensis (yerba mate), 2277 nucleotides. The record is from the annotation of a GenBank genome assembly. Lineage: Eukaryota; Viridiplantae; Streptophyta; Magnoliopsida; Aquifoliales; Aquifoliaceae.
AUGGCGAAGAAGAAACGCAGAGUGCCGGAGGUUCUGUGGAGACUUUUCCACAACCGCGCUCGUCCCCUAGCCGAUACGAUCAUAUCUCUGAUUUCAUUGUCAUCGUUUGAAUGCCGGUGCAAGGUUCGGGGAUGCCUCGGUUGCGCCGGCGACGAAGCGAUGUCGUUUCUUCGUAGGCCGGACGAUCCCUCCGACUAUCACAAGCUACUGACUCAGUGCUACGUUGUUGUCUCCGACAAUGCGCCUCCGUUCUCGGUGUUUGAUCCCGCCUGUCGGUGGUCACAACUUGAGAUUGUUAGGAGGUCUAUUGAAAUGAUAAUGCGUGAGCAGCCCACAUCUUCUAAUGUGAUAUGCAGUGGCUAUGACAAGGCAAAAUAUGUAACAGCUUGUCAUUUAAGUGGGAGUGACUUCAACUCUUCAAUAAUCCUUGUAUUUUGUGGUGAUGAUUUCAUUUAUAUCGGACAGCACAGCCGUUCAAGUGCCAUUGUUGAGCUUUUAACAUGUUCAGCAUGGGGACUUUUCUUAGCACGGGUUGGUGAUGGGAUAAUGUCUUAUUUACUGAAGUAUUCGUCAAUAUUUUUGCCCCUUUCUCGUAAGAAAUACCAUCAGGUGGCUGGUUUUUCUACCAGUGAUUUGUGCUUCAAUUACUCAAAGCAUAUAUCAAAGAUUGAGUUUCAGCAUCCUCCACUCGUCCUUCUUGGUAAACAGUAUUUGAAAUCUGGUCGUCGCUUGAAUUUCCGAUUUGCUGUGUUAUUCAAUGUAGAACUUUCAGGGUUUCCAAAGAAGAGGAAAAGAGUUGAUGAAGUAGACUCAGCGUCAGAGAACUGGCAACCUAGUACUUAUUUUGGUGUUGAUGUUCCAUACAGUUCUGUUAAUUGUGCUGGCUGUAGUGGCAGAAGCUGUUCAGUUUCAUUUAGUGGCGACUGCAAGAAAAAGUUCUGUGAAGAGAGUUUAUAUGAAGAAGCUUCUGUAAGCAAUGGAGCUGAUGAUGCUAAUAAUAAAGGGGAUCCUAGUAGGAAUUGCCAAGAAAGCUUAAAUCAGAGUCUUGCAAAGACAAGGAAGCGUUUCAGAUGGUAUAGUUGGCGACGGCAUAGAAAGCGAAAGCAAUUGACAUACCAUGAGACCUUUUCUUUGAUCCCUUGCACGAGUAGUCUCAUGAACAAAGAAAGCCUAAGAUCUUGCCCUGAAAAGGUGACUUUCGCUGAAGUUUAUUUGCUUUGUUUUCAGUUUGAAACUAUGCCUUCACAGUGCUCUUGUUGUUUGGUGUUGCAAACUCUCCGUGGUGUCAAAGAAUGCUCUCAGAUUAAUAGGCAACCCUUGUUCUAUAAUUUGGAACGCUCUUCAUACGUUCUACCGAGAAAACACAUAUUAAAUUCUCUGAAACCCAAUCUUUCUGAUGCAAAUGUUCUGUUCAAGGAUAUCUUUGGCUUAUCUGACAAUAAUAUUACUGCUCAGUCAGUCACAUGCUGCCACAGUAAUAGUUCGUGUCUCAUUGGAUUCACCUGCAUAUAUCACUCGUUUGUUAAGUUGCUUAAAAUUCUUAUACACAAGGCUCAAUGUUGCCAGCAUUUGAGGUUACUGGAUAAGCACUGUCUCAUUCAAUCCUUAAAUCAAUCCACUAAUGAACAUGAUGGCUCCAUGCUUGAGCAAAAUGAAUGUGGGACAGUUUCACUUGCGAAAGAGUAUGAUGGAUUUCAGCUGGAAGGUGAGCUGUGCAAGUCUUAUUGUCUGAAGAAGCAGGUAGUGUCAUUUAUAUGGGCUGUUUGCAGGAGUAUCAUUCCUCAGGAUUUACUUGGAACUACUUCUAAUUGGAGAAUUUUAAGGAAGCACAUCUCCAGUCAGAUUUCGUCCAAAAGAAAUGGGGUAAGGGCACUAGCAAAUCUCAAAGCAUCAUCAAGAAUACCGGCAAAGCAACCCUCUUUUAGAGUUCAAUCUUGUGGGCUGCAAGGAAAAGUUUCCUUGCAUCCAAAAAGUGUUAAAUAUGACAAUUUUAGGUCUGUGAAUGGCGUACUUCGCGAUUUGCAUGUUGUCCUAAAAGGUAUACAAUUGAAAGAACCAGAGAAGUUAGGUUCAUCAAAAGCUGCACCCUUUCUUAUCGGUUUUGAAGAGCAGAUCGGGCACCAUGCUGGUGUUUUCAUUGUCGUCUCUGAUGUAUCAAAAGCUUUUGACUCUAUUAAUCAGGAUAAGCUGCUUACUGUGAUGAAAGAUGUGGCACUGAAAGAUGGAUAUCUUCUUAAAAAGUCUCAUCAAGUUGUCUGUGCUGAAAAAUCUUUAUGG